Molecule: messenger RNA, 1026 nt
Organism: Ceratotherium simum simum (southern white rhinoceros)
Lineage: Eukaryota; Metazoa; Chordata; Mammalia; Perissodactyla; Rhinocerotidae
Product: vomeronasal type-1 receptor 4-like
Biological process (GO): G protein-coupled receptor signaling pathway
Cellular component (GO): membrane
Molecular function (GO): pheromone receptor activity
Source: RefSeq, a predicted model, not a curated record
AUGAUCCAUGUAGUCCAUGCCUCAUAUUCCCAUGCAGGAAACUCCAGCUCAGAAGACAAAUCUCAGUGACUGGGAACUGAGAGGAUGGCCAACAGUAAUUUGGUAAUAGGAAUCAUCAUCUUAACACAGACUGUGGUUGGAAUCCUGGGCAAUUUCUCUCUUCUUUGCCAUUAUAUCAUCCUUUACUUCACUGAGUACAGGUUAAGGUGCACAGAUUUGAUUCUUAGGCACCUGAUUGUAGCUAACUUCUUAUCCCUCUUCUGUAAAGGAGUCCCUCAGACAAUGGCAGCAUUUGGGUGGAAACAUUUCCUUGGUAAUUUUGGAUGCAAACUUCUUUUCUUUCUUCACAGAGUGGGGAGGGGAGUGUCCAUUGGUAGCAUUUGUGUCUUGAGUGUCUUCCAGGUGAUCACAAUCAGUCACAGGAACUCCAGGUGGGCAGAGCUUAAAGUAAAAGCUCCAGACUACAUUGUCCCCACUGUUUUCCUGGUUUGGUUCCUGCAAGCGCUGGUAAAUAUCAUUUUUCCUAUGUUUGUUAUUGAGAAAUUGAGCAACAACAACAUCACAGACAGAAAAGAUUUCAUAUACUGUUCUACUGUUCGUCAUGAUAGAAAGACACAAUUGUUACAUGCAGCAUUGCUAUCAGUCCCUGAUGUUUUAUGUUUGGUGGCCAUGCUCUGGGCCAGCAGCACCGUGGUUUUAAUCCUGUACAGGCACAAGCAGAGGGUCCAGCACCUUCAUAGGUCGAACACCUCCUCCAGAUCCUCCCCAGAGUACAGAGCUACCAAAACCAUUCUUCUCCUGAUGAGCACCUUUGCCUAUUUUUAUGCCAUUUCCUCCAUCUUGCAAGUUAUUUCGACUGUUUUAAAUAAUCCUGACUGCUUUCUGGUGAACAUCACUGCAAUCACGGCUCUGUGUUUCCCAACUGUCAGCUUCUUUCUGAUCAAGGUCGGUGACUCCCGUGUCUCCACACUCUGCUUUGCCUGGAUAAGGAAUAUGAAAAUCCCUAAUCUUAUUAAAAAUAUAUAA